AUGUUUACUCAAUCAAUACCAGCGCCUGCGCCUGCGCCCUCGCCCUCUUCUCCGGGUCUCCACGCUGUUUCAACAACGACGCCUGCGUCGCCGACCUCGCGAACCAGUCGGCUUCGCGGCCUCAGCUAUCUGCGCAACUACACCCAGAGUCACUUGCUGAACCGCGAACACAGCUCUACAGGUGCUUCGAGCACGGGCAGUGGUAACACCACCGCUGGCACUGGCAACGCUGCCAACCACUUAAAUCAGCCUUCGCCAUCGUCACCAUCGACUGCAAGCGGUGGCCUCGGGCACUCCGAGACGUAUCCGCUCCGUCAGACCCAGUCUGCCGCGGCUGCACCGACCUCGUCCACCUCUUCGGCUACCGUGAUAGCAUCGGCGGUCGAUCCUGGUCUGUGUCUCGCCCCUGCGGUCUUGCACCCGCUCAGCAUCACAUCGACCAACUCGUCGCAGUCAGUGGCCAGCGACGCCGCUGCACCCCAAUCCGGGUCCCGGGCCCCGGCGGACAACCAACCCGGCGCGUCCACUACUGCAUCUGCUACGUCUGCGUCUACGACCACCAACAGCCCCGCUGCCGCCUCGCUGUCUUCUGCCGCCGCCAUGGCACCCUCUGUCGCCCCUCAAACGACACCGACUGCUAACGUCAUGACUCGGUCACGUUCGGCUACCGAGCCCGGCGCUGCCAACGGCGUUAACAUCGAAAGCCUGCCCUCGAUCCGGUUCUCGACGUUUUACGAUCCCCGUGCUACAAGACCGUCGCUUAAGUUUGCGCCUAUGUCACGCACACUGCCGACAGGCAAGGAGCUGAUUCGCGUCGGGCGUUAUUCGGAGCGUGACAGCCAACCAAACGUCAGCGCCAAUGUGCCCUCCGCUGCACACGUGGGCUUCAAGUCCAAGGUCGUCAGCCGGCGGCACUGCGAGUUUUGGUACGAAAACAACCGCUGGUACAUCAAGGACGUGAAGAGCUCCAGCGGCACAUUCCUGAACCAUAUCCGGCUUAGCCAGCCGGGCACCGAGAGCAAACCCUUUCCCGUCAACGACGGUGAUAUUGUCCAGCUGGGAAUUGACUUCAAAGGCGGUGAAGAGAUGAUCUUCCGCUGCGUUAAGAUGCGCGUGGAAUUGAACCGCGGAUGGCAAAACAAACUAAAUGCCUUCAACUUUAUUUGCCCCAACUGCCGUGCCGCUGUCGAUCUUGAGGCCGACGUAGAAGACCCGCCAGAGGAAUGGGAGACGAUGGACAUCGAGGAAGAAGAGAGCGUUGUCGCCGGUGCGAACAACGCUCGUUCAAAUGAUGCCUCUGCCCACCAUGUCAAGCCCCGAAUGCCCAGCGAUCAACGGGCUGGUGCGUUGUCCGCCAGCGCCGCGGCUGCUGACAUUGGUGACACGACCAUGCAGGUGGACUCGGUCAUGGAAGAUAUUGACGAGACAACAAGCACCGGACCGGCGGCUCUUGCCCAGCAGCAGCAGCAGCAGCAACGGAACGAACGUCGGGAGCUCGAUUCACGGCUACAGCGACAAUUGCUGGUCGAGCAACAGCAACAUGAGGACGAGCCAGAGCCCGUGACAGAGAGCCACGUCUCUCACGCCACAUCUCACCCGGUGCCGAUUCCUUCCGGGAGCCGAUUUCCCUCGACCAGCAGCAUCGCUAACGCGCCGCCGACAGUGUCUGUGAACGGCAACGGAAUCAAUAAUGAACGAACGCCUUCUCCUACCGAGCGCCACAUUGCACCUGUAGGCCACGAGGGCCCCAUCACACCUCGGAACGACGCCGGGCCUUGGGUGUUCGAUGGCAGCGGCAUUAGGAUAGGCAGCAGCCGCGCGAGUACCGACAGUCGGCGAGGUGAGAUGCGCAGUCUGGACACAGCUGCAGCGGAGAUCUCUGGCCAAUUUCGCACCUAG
Molecule: messenger RNA, 1899 nt
Organism: Sporothrix brasiliensis 5110
Lineage: Eukaryota; Fungi; Ascomycota; Sordariomycetes; Ophiostomatales; Ophiostomataceae
Product: fha domain containing protein
Exons: 3
Coding region: 1-1899 (632 amino acids)
Biological process (GO): negative regulation of septation initiation signaling; mitotic spindle assembly checkpoint signaling; protein ubiquitination
Cellular component (GO): mitotic spindle pole body; cytosol; cell division site
Molecular function (GO): protein binding; ubiquitin protein ligase activity
Source: RefSeq, a predicted model, not a curated record